Messenger RNA from Propithecus coquereli (Coquerel's sifaka), 4029 nucleotides. RefSeq names its product glucosidase, alpha; neutral AB (gene GANAB). Gene Ontology annotation, molecular function: carbohydrate binding; glucan 1,3-alpha-glucosidase activity. The coding region runs from base 122 to 3019 and encodes 965 amino acids. The record is from RefSeq and is a predicted model, not a curated record. Gene Ontology annotation, cellular component: glucosidase II complex. The transcript has 25 exons. NCBI's taxonomy places the organism in Eukaryota, Metazoa, Chordata, Mammalia, Primates, Indriidae. Gene Ontology annotation, biological process: N-glycan processing; carbohydrate metabolic process.
CCGCCCGGCCGCGCUCUGCCCGAGCCAAUCACAAGGCCGGAAGGGGCGGGCCCUAGGGUACGUGGCUCAACGCGCGCGGUGGGAGGGGAGGUUCGGGGUCAAGGAGCAAAACCGGCACAAGAUGGCGGCGGUAGCGGUGGCGGCGCAUAGGAGGCGGUCUUGGGCAGGUUUGGUACUGGCUUGUUUAGGGGUCUGCCUGGGGAUUACCCUUGCUGUGGAUAGAAGCAACUUUAAGACCUGUGAAGAGAGUUCCUUUUGCAGGCGGCAGCGAAGCAUACGGCCAGGCCUCUCUCCAUACCGAGCCUUGCUGGACUCUCUGCAGCUUGGUCCUGAUUCCGUCACAGUCCAUCUGAUCCAUGAGGUCACCAAGGUGUUGCUGGUGCUGGAGCUCCAGGGACUUCAAAAGAACAUGACUCGAAUCAGGAUUGAUGAGCUAGAGCCCCGGAGACUCCGAUACCGCGUGCCAGAUGCUUUGGUGGCUGAUCCCCCCACAGCUCGGCUUUCUGUCUCUGGCCGUGAUGACAACAGUGUGGAGCUAACGGUGGCCGAGGGACCCUACAAGAUCAUCUUGACAGCGCGGCCAUUCCGCCUUGACCUACUAGAGGACCGCAGCCUUUUGCUCAGUGUUAAUGCACGAGGACUCUUGGAUUUUGAGCACCAGAGGGCUCCCAGGGUCUCUUUCUCAGAUAAAGUUAGUCUCACGCUCGGUAGCAUGUGGGAUAAGAUCAAGAGCCUUUUCUCUAGGCAAGGAUCAAAAGACCCAGCUGAGGGCGAUGGGGCCCAGCCCGAGGAAACACCUGGGGAUGGUGACAAGCCAGAGGAGACCCAGGGGAAGGCAGAGAAAGAUGAGCCAGGAGCCUGGGAGGAGACGUUCAAAACACACUCUGACAGCAAGCCGUAUGGCCCCAUGUCUGUGGGUUUGGACUUCUCUCUGCCAGGCAUGGAGCAUGUGUAUGGGAUCCCUGAGCAUGCAGACAACCUGAGGCUGAAGGUUACUGAGGGCGGGGAGCCGUAUCGCCUCUAUAAUUUGGAUGUGUUCCAGUAUGAGCUGUAUAACCGUAUGGCCCUGUAUGGGUCUGUGCCUGUGCUCCUGGCACACAACCCUCAUCGUGACUUGGGCAUCUUCUGGCUCAAUGCUGCAGAGACCUGGGUUGAUAUAUCCUCCAACACUGCAGGGAAGACCCUGUUUGGGAAGAUGCUGGACUACCUACAGGGUUCUGGGGAGACCCCACAGACAGAUGUUCGCUGGAUGUCAGAGACUGGCAUUAUUGAUGUCUUCCUGCUACUUGGGCCCUCCAUCUCUGAUGUCUUCCGGCAGUAUGCUAGUCUCACAGGGACCCAGGCAUUGCCCCCGCUCUUCUCCCUGGGCUACCACCAGAGCCGCUGGAACUACCGCGAUGAGGCUGAUGUGCUGGAAGUGGAUCAAGGAUUUGAUGAUCACGGCCUUCCCUGCGAUGUCAUCUGGCUGGACAUUGAACAUGCUGAUGGCAAGCGGUACUUCACCUGGGAUCCUAGCCGUUUCCCUCAGCCCCGCACCAUGCUUGAGCACUUGGCCUCCAAGAGGCGGAAGCUGGUGACCAUUGUGGACCCCCACAUCAAGGUGGACUCUGGCUACCGAGUUCAUGAAGAGCUGCGGAACCUAGGGCUGUACAUUAAAACGCGGGAUGGUUCUGACUAUGAGGGCUGGUGCUGGCCAGGCUCAGCUAGUUACCCUGACUUCACCAAUCCUACCAUGAGGGCCUGGUGGGCAAACAUGUUCAGCUAUGACAAUUACGAGGGCUCAGCUCCCAACCUUUAUGUCUGGAAUGACAUGAAUGAACCAUCUGUGUUCAACGGUCCUGAGGUCACCAUGCUCAAGGAUGCCCAGCAUUAUGGGGGUUGGGAGCAUCGGGACCUGCAUAACAUCUAUGGCCUCUAUGUGCACAUGGCAACAGCUGAUGGGUUGACACUGCGCUCUGGGGGCAUAGAACGCCCCUUUGUCCUGAGCAGGGCUUUCUUUGCUGGCUCCCAGCGCUUUGGAGCCGUGUGGACAGGGGACAACACUGCUGAGUGGGACCAUUUGAAAAUCUCUAUCCCUAUGUGUCUCAGCUUGGGGCUGGUGGGACUUUCCUUCUGUGGGGCGGAUGUGGGUGGCUUCUUCAAAAACCCAGAGCCAGAGCUGCUUGUACGCUGGUACCAGAUGGGUGCUUAUCAGCCAUUCUUCCGAGCACAUGCCCACUUGGACACUGGGCGACGAGAGCCGUGGCUGUUACCAUCUCAGCACCGUGACAUAAUCCGAGAUGCCUUGGGCCAGCGGUAUUCCCUGCUGCCCUUCUGGUACACCCUCUUCUAUCAGGCCCAUCGUGAAGGCAUUCCUAUUAUGAGGCCCCUAUGGGUGCAGUAUCCUCAGGAUGUGACGACCUUCAGUAUAGAUGAUCAGUUCCUGCUUGGGGAUGCAUUGCUGGUUCACCCUGUAUCAGACUCCGGGGCCCAUGGUGUACAGGUCUAUCUGCCUGGCCAAGGGGAGGUGUGGUAUGACGUUCAAAGCUACCAGAAGCAUUAUGGUCCCCAGACUCUGUACCUUCCUGUAACUCUAAGCAGUAUACCUGUGUUCCAACGUGGUGGGACAAUUGUGCCUCGAUGGAUGCGAGUUCGGCGUUCUUCAGACUGUAUGAAGGAUGACCCCAUCACUCUCUUUGUUGCACUCAGCCCCCAGGGUACAGCCCAAGGAGAGCUCUUUCUGGAUGAUGGGCACACGUUCAGAUAUCAGACUCACCAUGAAUUCCUACUGCGUCGAUUCUCAUUCUCUGGCAACACCCUCGUCUCCAGCUCAGCAGACCCCAAAGGCCACUUUGAGACACCAAUCUGGAUUGAGCGGGUGGUGAUAAUAGGGGCUGGAAAGCCAGCAGCUGUGGUACUCCAGACAAAAGGAUCUCCAGAAAGCCGCCUGUCCUUCCAGCAUGACCCUGAGACCUCUGUGUUGACCCUGCGCAAGCCUGGUGUCAAUGUGGCAUCUGACUGGAGUAUUUACCUGCGAUAACCCAAAGGAUGUUCUGGGUUGUGGGGAGGGGAGCGGUGGUGGUGAGAGUUACUCUUUCUUCUGCCUUGGAGUUUGACUCUCCCCAGACUUCACCUUUCUUAUCCCAAGACCCAGAUUCUGCCAACAUUUGGGCAAGAUGAGAGGGCUGACCCUGGGUUCCAAAUUCCUUUUGUAAUCUGACCUCUCCCACUCCUUUGAUACCAAGCCUUUUCCCUCCAUGUGCCCAACCUCAUCCUGUUGCUCUAAUUGGAGCACAUUCACUUGUGAAGACCUGAGGACCAUAGGGCCCUUACCACCUCUUCUCUUUCCCUUCUUUGGGGGCCCUGAAUCUCCCCCAGACCCUAUCCAUUCAUGCCUCUUGUGUGUUAAUGCCAUUUCUUGGAAGAAGAUGAGGGCAGUUAGCUUUAGGGCUCCUUUUCUCCUUUUUCUUCUCUCCCCACCGGAACUGCUCUCCCUCCUUUUAUUUCUUCCUCCUGGCUGUACUCUGUCAGUCCUCCCCAUUCUAUACCCCACUGAUACACUGGGACCACCCCUUACCUGGUAAGGGAUGAGUGGAUCAAAGGAGUGGGGUUGCUGGAGAACCUUUUCCCUCUCAUUUCAACCUUUUCCCCUCCCCAAUUCCUUCUAGAGCUGCUGCAGUUCUGACAGGGGCAAUUCUGCCUCCCCUGUCCAUUGGGGGAAAGAAGUUUCCACCCUUCCUUCAGAGGGGAUGGGCAUUAAACUUCCUUUGCUCCCUUCUUGUCCCCUUUGAGGGGCAUUCAAGAUGGAGAAAUCAGUUGUGGUUUCAUUGAAUCAUGGUUACCUGUAUUUAUUGCUGGGAGAAGGCUGGGGGUGGGGGGAGAUGAUCAUGUGUGCCUAGGGUUGGCCUGAAGCCCUGGGUGAGGAGUGGGGAGGACUAAUGGGGAACUAGGGGGAAUAUUUGGGGGAUUUUUUUUUUUACUUCCUCUUGGCCCCCAGCUGUGACAGGUUUUGAUAAAAGGAGAAACAAUAAAGGGAUAAACUAUAAAUAA